This is a messenger RNA of Ceutorhynchus assimilis (cabbage seed weevil), 962 nucleotides long. The record is from the annotation of a GenBank genome assembly. NCBI's taxonomy places the organism in Eukaryota, Metazoa, Arthropoda, Insecta, Coleoptera, Curculionidae.
CACAGUUAGACUAAUUAGAUGUUGUUGUUUUGGCAGAAACCAACCUGCAUUCGCUGGUUUUUCCAUAAAUAAUUACCCAUUGAGGAUUUGUUAAAUUAUUAUGGUUUAGAAUAAUUGUUUAUAUAGGUUUGUGGUAAUUUCAUCUGAUGAUGCGUCGUUUGUGUUUAGUUUUGUGUGUUUAUGUUGCUUCGGACUGGUCAGUAGGUGAUAAAAUAAUAACCAAAAGACAAACUCAGGAUUUUAAGGACUUUAAUAGACAAUUUAAACGUUCCCCUGGACAUCACGGUCCUCCAGGAGGUCACGGCCCUCCGGGACAUCACAGACCUCCAGGUCAUCAUGGACCGCCAGGACAUCGCGGUCCUCCAGGACGUGGGCCUCCACAAUUUGAGCCAACUGACUAUGAUAAUGGAUAUGGACCGUUAGGGCGUGAAGGGUCUUCCCCACAUGAAGGACCGCCAGGACACGAUUGGCCACCACCAGGUCCACCUUCAGGACCCCCGCCGGAAUUUGUACCUCCAGGACAUAGGGGACAUCACAAACACCAUCACCCUCAUCGACCACCUCAUCAAGGAUGGGUAACUCCAGGUCCGCCAACUCCCAAUCAACCAACGUGGUCAAGUAAUCCAGACGAAUACACACUGGAGGACAAAGACAAGAAAGUUAUUUCUGGAUAUAUUGAUGAAAAUUUCCCUGUCAUUUUGUUAGACGAGGAAAAUGAAAUUCGAAAAUGAAAAUGACGUUUCAAUAAAUUAAAGAAAACUUAUAAGUAAUUUUACUUAUUUUCUAUUUUAUUAACCUUACUGUCGGGCCACCGAAGAAAUAUAGUUGUAAAACGAUUACCUGCUAACCGACGCCCAUAAAUUAUCCCGCAACCCUCUGAAGAACAGAUCAUUUCAUAGUGAAGCGCAUUUAGUUGAUGUUGUUCGUCUGUGACAUUGUGCUGUGAUUCGAAUUGUGCUAUU